CCGCUUCUCGUACACUCUCAAGUCUCGCACCCCACACCCCCAUAAACUCCUACUUCAUAGUUUCCCAUUUUCCGCCGACCAACUUCAUAGUUUUUCUAUUCAAAAGGCUUGUAGAGUAAUUUAUUUUUGUUGAGAUUUUUUAUGGAGAAAGGUGAGAUCAUAUUGGAAGCAAUCUACGAAGAGAAUGAUUUAGGAGACGGAGAAGAUGUUGAGAUGCUUGAUGUAGAAGAAGGAGAGCUCGUGGAUAAUGACCCAGUAAAUGAUUCAGGAAAAACCGGAGUUGCAGAUGUUGAUGGUGAAAAUCAACGUUCACAGAGUAAAAAUAAGAAGCGCGGAGGAAAUAAGAGGAAGAGCAAGAAAAAAAAGGGUGGUUCAGGACCUAAAACUUUGGAUAUAGACAGGUUUGUGUUAGAUACCUGCAGAAGGUUAAAAGAGAAGAAAUCAUACAUGGUGUAUACUGCUGUGGGAUGUUUGGGGAUUUCUGCAUUGAGUGAUCUUGUUAAAGAGAGUUCUCAGAUGGAUGCAAUUCAAUCUUGUGGAGGACAGAUGACUGCUGAUGGCAGGCGUUGCAGGACAGGUGGUGGCAUUUUAUGGAAUAUCAUAAAAGAACGAGAACCGGCUGCUUAUCAAGAAAUAAUGAAAAAACCAAGGAAUUUGAGAAGCAAUUCAAGCAACAAAAUAUCAGACAAGCACAGCCUCAGAGCAAAGAGAGCUCUUCUCAAAAAACUGCCUCUAUGCUAUGAAUGGAACUACUACAAGUGUUCCAGAGGAUUCUGGACCAGUUACCAAUAACCUUACGGAAGAGUUGAGUGCCAAAGGAACACGUAAAUCAAUUCAUGAUAGAACUAGGGUCCCUGUUUCAUAUGAAGACCUUCUAGGAGAGGAUCCAAAAGACGUUUAAUGGACCUGAUCGUUUUGAAAACAUUGAAACUUUGCUUGGCAUCAAUUUUGCAUGUAUAGAUUUGUUGAUACAAGGGGUUUUAUAUUAUUUGGGAAGCUACAGAUGUGAUCAUGUUUUAGAAUAGUUAACG
Messenger RNA from Hibiscus syriacus, 1031 nucleotides. RefSeq lists its product as uncharacterized. Bases 142 to 792 code for a protein of 216 amino acids. Lineage: Eukaryota; Viridiplantae; Streptophyta; Magnoliopsida; Malvales; Malvaceae. The transcript has 4 exons. The record is from RefSeq and is a predicted model, not a curated record. Gene Ontology annotation, biological process: snRNA export from nucleus.